This is a messenger RNA of Pecten maximus, 2271 nucleotides long. Its product is annotated as male-specific lethal 3 homolog. Gene Ontology annotation, cellular component: nucleus; MSL complex; NuA4 histone acetyltransferase complex. The transcript has 11 exons. Gene Ontology annotation, biological process: chromatin organization; regulation of DNA-templated transcription. NCBI's taxonomy places the organism in Eukaryota, Metazoa, Mollusca, Bivalvia, Pectinida, Pectinidae. The record is from RefSeq and is a predicted model, not a curated record. The coding region runs from base 136 to 1851 and encodes 571 amino acids.
UCUUUGAAUGAAACAUCCGGCGCGGGAAGGCGUUCUGAAAAUAUCAACAAAUGCUUUGUCCACAUAAUAAUCAUCACAUCGACAGAAUUGUGAUUAAUUAAUGCAUCAGUUAGGAUCCUCACGGGUCUUUUUACUAUGUCAACAAGAGGCAUAAAAUUCCAAUACACCGUAGGAGAAUGCGUCCUCUGUUUCGAACCUGAUCCAACAAAAGCCAGAGUUUUAUACGACGCGAAGAUUCUAGACCAAACUGUUAUCAAAGACCCCAAGAAUGGAGGAAAAACACCAGCUUACCACAUUCACUUCCAAGGUUGGAAUAACAGCUGGGACCGCGUUGUGGUUGAAAACCACAUUCUAAGGAAUGAUGAGGUCAACAGAGUAUUGAUGAAAAAGUUGGCUGACAUCACAAAAAGAUAUCGCAUCAACAGAGCCAGAAAUCAUAGAAUUGACCAGAUUUUAAAGGAAGCCUUUAAAGGGAAGCCCCCAUUGAUGGACUAUAGCAGUGACUUCAGCGAUGAUAAUGAUGAUUGUGAUGACGAUGACACAGAAGUGGACACUGAAGAUGGAGACGAGACAGAUGAGACAGACAAAGAAAAUGAUCGGGUGAAAGACAGAUCAACCAAUGGGGACGCAGAUGUUGAUAGUGUAGAUGGUAGUGAGAGUAGUAGUCGAGGCAGUGGUAAAUCUGAAGACAGGAAGAAGCAGACUGUAGAACUGGACAUCCCUGAAGUACUGAAGGAAGUUUUAGAAGGAGAUUACAUAGCUAUCAACAAAGAAUCUCUGUUAGUACAACUCCCAGCUGACACAAAUAUAGUUAACAUUCUGGAGGGUUUUGUGAAGACAUUCUGUAUAAAUCUGCUGUGUGGUACCCCGGAGAAGGGGAAGGCUGGAGCCACAACACACAUACCUUUUGACAGAAAUAUACCCCUUUGUAAAGAGUUGGUGGACGGAUUGAGGAUCUGUUUUGACCACACCUUACCACUAGUCCUACUGUAUGCCUCGGAGAGGGACCAGUACAAGAAGCUGCUUCAGAACAAAUUUAGACCCAACCCAGAGUCAAAAACAAACAGCCUUCAGUCACCACUGAUAAAGACUCCAAUGUCAAAAGUAAAACAGUUCCAAGGUUCAGUUUCUACGACCCCAGGAACUGGAGAUUCCUCACCCAAAAUUCCAAAACUCUCGCCAAAAGUGUUUAAGCGUGAGAAGAUUGAGUUUGAUGUUGCUCCAAAAUCAGAAGAGGUAACUCCUCGUAGACUGACCCGCCAGGCAGCGCAGGACUCUGCCAAGAAAUAUCAGACAUUUCCGCAGGAAGCAACCUCAUCUACAGAUGAAUUGGACAUUGAAAGACGUGGGGAGGUUACUCCAAACAAAAGACGUGAGACUAGACGGAGAAAGUGCAGUGAAAAUUCUAACUCCACUCCAGUCGCUAUAAAGGUUGAGUGUGGUUUUGAGGGUGGAGAGGGGGGAGGUUCAGGAGUAGUGUCCCGCCGAGCCGACCCACCACCACCUCUCCUUAUCCCAAGUGUCAUCUCAAACCAGGCAUCUGGACAGGGAAGUGUGGACAGUAGUGGGGACAGUGUCCAGCCAACUGGACGUGAAAAUAUUGUAGAGAGCGUGCUGGCCUGGAAUCUUCUCCCUGAUAAAGAAAUAAUCAAGAUUCCACCUUACCCUUCUCUAAUAUAUGGGGCUCAUCACCUCCUCCGACUCUUUGUGAAGCUUCCAGAACUGAUUCUUGGCAUGGAUAUGGAGGAACAAAAGCUGAAGGCCUUACAGACUCUGCUGGAACAUUUUAUUGAUUACCUGGUGGAAAGAAAAGACGAUUUGUUCCCAGACGUGUCCUAUGAGUCACACUGAGUCAGAAAAGACAAUUUGUUCUCAGACGUGUCCUAUGAGUCACACUGAGUCAGAAAAGACGAUUUGUUCCCAGACGUGUCCUAUGAGUCACACUGAGUCAGAAAAGACGAUUUGUUCCCAGACGUGUCCUAAGAAUCACACUGAGUCAGAAAAGACGAUUUGUUCCCAGACGUGUGCCAUGAGUCACACUGAGUCAGAAAAGACAAUUUGUUCCCAGACGUGUCCCAUGAAUCACACUGAGUCAGAAGAGACGAUUUGUUCCCAGACGUGUCCCAUGAAUCACAUUGAGUCAGAAAAGACAAUUUGUUCCCAGACAUGUGAGUCAGAAAAGACAAUUUGUUCUCAGACGUGUCCCAUGAGUCACACUGAGUCAGAAAAGACGAUUUGUUCCCAGACAUGUCCUAUGUGUCACACUGAGUC